AUUGGUUUUUCUCUCCCUCCCAGAUCCGGAACCUCAAAGCCCUCGGCAGCCUUUGCAAGCCAGAAUUUCCUCGGAGGAGGAAGGAAGGAACAGCAGGGAUCCAUCCUGCGGUCCCAGAAAUGGUCCCGUGAAGGAAGAGGCCCCUGGAAUACCCCCAGAGUCCCUGGAGCCCUUUGGAGUUGCUCUGCCGGAGAGGAAGGAUGGAGACAUCCACUUUGGCCAAGGAGGGGAGCAGAAAAGGCCUCACGACUCUUCAGCCUGGGAGCUGUGGGGAGAGCUGGACCAGAACCGGGCAGAAGGUCCUGCAGGAGGGAACCAUCCUCUCUUCAGAAGUUCCACACUGGACCUCCUUCCAAUACCGGGAGGCUGGGGGUCCCCAAGGACUUUGCAGCCAACUCCAUGACUUGUGCAGGCAAUGGCUGAGCCCAGGAAAGCGCAGCAAAGCCCAGAUGCUGGACCUGGUGGUUCUGGAGCGGCUCCUGGCUCUCCUGCCCCCAGAGAUGGAGGGCUGGGUGAGGGAGUGUGGAGCAGAGAGCAGCUCCCAGGCGGUGGCCCUGGCGGAAGGCUUCCUCCUGAGCCAGCAGAAGGAGCAGCUCCAGCGGCAGUGCUACUCUGUGCAGAUCAGAUAUCCUGAGGGAAAAAAGAAGCCAUCAAAUCCCCCUCAGGAGCUUUUUUUCAGGAAGAUCCCUUGGGAAGAUCCAAGUCAGGACACCUCAGGAGAGAAACAAAUAAUGAAGAUUUCUGGUUCUUAUGAUGGCAAUCAAACAGCUGUUGAACCUCCAAAUCAAGAGGGUCUUGUGUCCUUUGAUGAGGUGGCUGUGUAUUUCUCUGAGGAGGAAUGGUCUCAGCUGGAUCCUGACCAGAAAGCACUGCAUUCAGAAGUCAUGCUUGAAAACCAUAGGAACGUGGUCUCUCUGGGUAAGUUUUCUAGUCCCUAACCAGAGAGUUCAAGAAGAGAGAUUAUAGUUAGUUUUUUAUUAAAAAACCAAUAAUCAGAUAUUGUCUCCUGGGAGGGAGAAGGAAAGGAUCUGGCCUUGUUGUGCUCCAUGGAAGGAAAGAGUCAAUGUCUCUUUGCUUGGAUUCUUUCUCUGCCAUUUCUUAUCUGUAUUUUUCCAUUUCUAUUUAAACUUCUCUGUGGAGGCUGAAAAGAACGAGGUGUGCUUUUAUGUGUCUUCUGGAGGUCGUGUGAGAGGAGUGUGUUGUCAUUUGUCCUCUGGAACCUCCCUAAAUUGUGUGAGAACAGAACUUUCACGCUCAGCCCAUGGAAGAGCAUUCUCCCAAUCCAAUUCAAAAACAAAGGCCUCAUGCAGUGUGACUCAGAGUAUCCUAGGAUACAAGUAAUCCCCAAGUUAUGACAGUUCACUUAGCGAUCAUUCCAAGUUAUGACCAGCCCUCCUCCAGUAUUUGAGACCCAGUCCCCUCUUUCUUUUCAAAGACUUUUUACCUGGAUCUCAUGAAGUCCUCAGUUCUUAAAAGAACACAGGCCUAAAGUACUGCAGUGCGAGAUCACACCAGAUUAGUAGCC
Messenger RNA from Notechis scutatus (mainland tiger snake), 1525 nucleotides. NCBI's taxonomy places the organism in Eukaryota, Metazoa, Chordata, Lepidosauria, Squamata, Elapidae. The record is from RefSeq and is a predicted model, not a curated record.